This is a messenger RNA of Danio aesculapii, 3455 nucleotides long. Its product is annotated as basic immunoglobulin-like variable motif-containing protein. Gene Ontology annotation, cellular component: nucleus. Gene Ontology annotation, molecular function: single-stranded DNA binding; DNA endonuclease activity. Bases 167 to 1675 code for a protein of 502 amino acids. The record is from RefSeq and is a predicted model, not a curated record. Lineage: Eukaryota; Metazoa; Chordata; Actinopteri; Cypriniformes; Danionidae. Gene Ontology annotation, biological process: nucleotide-excision repair. The transcript is spliced from 10 exons.
GUUGAAACACAGCUAGGCAGUCAAACAGAGAGGUCGCGCAGCGCAUUAUAUAUAAAAUAUUUCUGCUGAAUUUGCAAGUGGAUUAUUUUGGGACUGAGCCAUCACCUCAGCGGUACACCUGACCCUGUAGGUUAUUCUCUUAACCAUCAUCCCAGUUCUUCAUUCAAUGCCUAACACUGUGGAAAGUGAAGGCGCCAAGGUAUCCGCUAGUACUGAUCAGGAGGCCCCAUCACGGGUCCCGGGACGAGAGGAUGAACGUGAGCGCAGCUUCCUGAGUCCCAUGAUGCGUGAUGCUCUGCGAGUACGACGGGCCUCCAGUGCAGAGCUCCAGCUUCCAUGGACGUGUCCUGUAACUCACUCCCGGGAGAAGUUCUACACCGUGUGCUCGGACUAUGCCCUGCUCAACCGAGCUCGACCAAUCAUCACAUCCGAAGAUGCAUCACAGACCAAUCCUGACAGCGGGACAUCAUUAGCCAAGAGCAACACAGCAGCAUGUUCUCAGAGUCACUCAGGGGGAAUAAGUGUAUCUUUGGAUGGGAACUGUGAUAUGGAGGUUGUGUCCUCCAGCAACAAGCCAGUGCUGGCCUGGGAGAUUGACACCUCAGAUUUUGAUGCGGUUUUAACCCGGAAAACCAGAACAAGUAAUUUGAAGAAAUUCAACACUAAGAAAAUGAAAUCAUCUGACAGGCCAAGCAGAAACCUGCAAGAUCUCCCACCACAAGCCUCUCUGGAUGAAAUCAAACAGAGAAAAGUGCUGGACCUCCGUAGAUGGUACUGCAUUAGCCGACCACAGUAUAAAACAUCAUGUGGGAUCUCUUCACUUGUUUCUUGCUGGAACUUUCUCUACAGUACUCUUGGAGCAGGCAGUCUCCCACCUAUUUCUCAAGAAGAAGCUCUGCAUAUACUUGGAUUUCAGCCUCCAUUUGAAGAUAUCAAAUUUGGACCAUUCACUGGCAAUGCCACUUUAAUGAGAUGGUUCAGACAAAUCAAUGAUAAUUUUCGUGUUCGGGGCUGCUCGUAUAUUCUGUACAAGCCUCACGGGAAGCACAAGACAGCAGGAGAGACAGCCGAGGGGGCGCUCAUGAAGCUGACACAGGGUCUUAAAGACGAAUCCAUGGCCUACAUUUAUCACUGUCAGAAUCACUACUUCUGUCCUGUGGGCUAUGAAGCUACUCCACUGAAAGCAGCCAAAGCAUACAGGGGACCACUGCCUCUUAAUGAGAUGGAGCACUGGAUUCUCAUUGGCGAACCAAGCCGGAAACAUCCUGCAAUCCACUGUAAAAAAUGGGCAGACAUCGUGACGGACCUGAACACUCAGAACCCAGAAUACUUAGACAUUCGCCAUAUUGAGAGAGGCAUACAGUAUCGCAAAACCAAAAAGGUUGGAGGCAAUCUGCAUUGCAUCAUGGCCUUCCAGAGAGUGAACUGGCAAAAAUUGGGACCAUGGGCGCUAAAUCUGGAAAACCUGAGGCAUGAUCUCCAUCAUCAGGCUCCAGAACACAGAGGCCAAGCUUCAACAGAGGACAGUUCUGAGGAGCGAACGGUGAAACGCCUAGGUAGGUCUCUCAGCACGGGGAACAAGCCUGAAAAUGCCUGGAAGCGUUUGUCCAACACAGCCGAGUACAGGCACAGAGGCUCUCCAGACAGCGACCUGGAUGAAGACAUCACUGACUAAAUAUGAAGGGCCAGGUGGGUUUCGACACUUUUAUUCUAGAUUAUUUACCUUAUUACCAGGUUAUUUGCAACAGUUAAAGGUUAGAAUCCGGUAUGAGGUUAUGAUGUAACGGUUAGUGCUCAAACUGGUAAACUUAAAGAUGGAGGUUUGACGCCAAUAAGGAUAUGGGAAUGAGCUCUUGUGGAGGACGUCCCUGUUAUACUGACAACAAAGUGAAGUAAGUUACACUGGCUUUGGUGAUGUUCCGAUGAAUAAAAAUUAAAAAAUAAUAUGAGAUGGCUUUUCAAGAAGAGGUUAAAUGGUUAGUUCACGCCUAAAUGAAAAUUGUCGUCAUUUACUCAUUGUUAUUGUUCCAAAACAGUAUGACUUCUUCAUUUUUGGAUUGAAAAACUUAGAUUUUAUCAAAACUGCAAAGAUUUCUGAAGUCUGAUCACCCAACAAGCCCUGGUAAAUCUAUUAAACAGUCAUUCUGUGUAAUAGCUGUUCAAGUUAAAUUACAUUAGUAAGUACUAGUAUUACACUUUGAAAAUAACCUGACAACACAUUAAUAUAUGCACCAAUAUUAAGCCAACAGAAAGCAAGUUAUUGCAUUUACAUGGGAAAGCAAUAUCCAUGUAAUCUAAAAAUCUUACCCUGACUAACAAGCGACGAGUGUCCAGCAGUUUGUGCCGCAAACCAAGCUCGUUCAUCAUUGAGGGAAUACAUGCAAUUUGUGCAUGUCCUCGUGCAUUGAGUUAUUGAAUAAGUCCAUUUGGUAAUUUCAAUCAUUAUACUGUUGGCAUCUUUCAUUUUCGGAUUAGUGAAAUAGUCUUUCAGUCAUCGUGUGUAACAAUUUUGCGUCUUCUUGGACACUUUAAAAAUGCAGCAAACUGAAACCGUGUGGAAGUGUACAAACAUGUUAAGUGUCUGUGUAAUGAGGUCAGUCUGUCUGAUGCAUUUUUUCAUAAUGAUUUGAUUGGAAGGUAAUCACAGAAUUAUUCUAUGUAGCCAAUCGUUGUAGACAACAAAAAAUAAAGUAGCGACUGUAGGUUAAAUGAAAAUAGUGUGGCAAAAGUAACAAUACAGCAAUAAUGUUACUAUUGUUACUUAUUGUUAGGUACAAUUACUGAGAAAAACUACUCAAUUUGAGUGUUUAUAUUUGGUUGCUUUACACCACUCUUAAUAUACGAUAGUGACCAUAAACAUGAGUACAAAAAAAUGAUAGUACUAUCUACAGGGGAUUGGAACCAAUUAUAUCCAGCUGCAGGCCCGCAAAACCACACGUUUUAGGCACACACAAUCUAGGCAAACCAUAUAUGGUUACGACGGAUGUUAAUGUUAUUAACAUCUUGGACAUCGUCGUCGAUAUAUUUUGAUAUAUAUGGUUAUUAAUAUUGUACACAAUAAACAAUAGUGUUUACUUUGUCACAAAUAUUGCGAUCGAGACGGGCGAAUGGGGAGCAUUGUUUCUGAUCGCCAUUCAAUAUAAUAGACUGAACAGUUUUCUAUCAGUCAUCACGGAUGAUCAGUCAUUAUUAUCUGACAGAGUCAAUAUAGCAGAUACUCGUUUGCUGGGCUUGCUGAAAGAUCUAAAUUGGACAGGUUUAAUUUAUAUAAUGGAUUCUUUUAUCAUGAAGGAAACAAUAGCAAUUUAAUAUAGGCAAUAAUAAAUUUUACAUGUAAUAAAUGUAUAACACUAUUAAUAUUUUACUCAAGCGAUUUAAUAGUGUGUAUUUGCUUAAUUUUCGAAUAACUUUUUAAUUAAUGAUUUCCCACAUUAAAUAAUGUAGUAAUUUAUAGU